Messenger RNA from Sarcophilus harrisii (Tasmanian devil), 1190 nucleotides. RefSeq names its product 5-hydroxytryptamine receptor 6 (gene HTR6). Gene Ontology annotation, molecular function: G protein-coupled serotonin receptor activity; neurotransmitter receptor activity. Lineage: Eukaryota; Metazoa; Chordata; Mammalia; Dasyuromorphia; Dasyuridae. The transcript has 2 exons. Gene Ontology annotation, biological process: chemical synaptic transmission; G protein-coupled receptor signaling pathway, coupled to cyclic nucleotide second messenger. The record is from RefSeq and is a predicted model, not a curated record. Gene Ontology annotation, cellular component: dendrite; membrane. Bases 390 to 1190 code for a protein of 266 amino acids.
CAACCUCGCCACCGCCAUCUCUUGUCCCCUGUACCCCCUCAUCUAUAAAAUGGGCGACCGAUCGUGACCGAAAGCGACCUCGCCAGGAGCAGCCCCCUCGCUCGCCCAGCCUCCGGGACGCCCCUUCGUCUCCCAGCCACGUCGCACCUCGGUAGCGCUUCCCUCCGGGUCUGUUUGCUCUGGGCCUAGGCCUCCCAGCCCCUCCCACCCCCGCGUGGCUCCCAGUGCCCACCCUCUCGCCAGCCCGCGUUCAGGCCACCAUCUUUCCCUCGCCCUCUCACUCAGCCCCGCGGGGCUCCCAGCAUCGUCCCCCGUUUCCCGCCUCCCCUCCCUUCGGUUCCCCCCUCCGGGUCGGGGCGCCCACCAGGCGUCGCUGUCGCCCCCCACCCAUGGCCCUGGAGGUGGGUUUGACCAACAGCAGUAGCCCGAGCUUGGGGGCUCCCGAGGGCAGCGGAUGGGUGGCGGCCAUUCUGUGUCUCAUCAUCGCCCUGACCGCGGGAGGCAACUCGUUGCUCAUCCUGCUCAUUUGCACGCAGCCGGCCCUGCGCAGCACCUCCAACUACUUCCUCGUGUCGCUCUUCACGUCGGACCUGCUGGUGGGGCUGGUGGUGAUGCCGCCAGCCAUGCUCAACGAGCUGUACGGCCGCUGGGUGCUGGCGCGCAGCCUCUGCCUGCUCUGGGCGGCCUUCGAUGUCAUGUGCUGCAGCGCCUCCAUCCUCAACCUGUGCCUCAUCAGUCUGGACCGCUACCUGCUCAUCCUGUCUCCGCUGCGCUACAAGGGCCGCAUGACGCCGUGCCGCGCCCUGGCCCUCAUCCUGGCCGCCUGGGGCCUGGCCGCGCUGGCCUCCUUCCUGCCCACGCACAUGGGCUGGCACCGGCAGGGCCGCCCGCCGGCCCCCAACGCCACCGCCGAGGCCGCCUGGCCCGAGCUGGCCCCCGGGGGGCAGUGCCGCCUGCUGGCCAGCCUGCCCUUUGUCCUGGUGGCGUCGGGGCUUACCUUCUUCCUACCUUCUGUGGCCAUCUCCUUCACUUACUGUAGGAUCCUGGUGACUGCCCGAAAGCAGGCGGUGCAAGUGGCCUCCCUUGCCACCAACAUGGAGGCAUUGCAGGUGCCGAGGACUCCAAAUCUAGCAGCAUCUACCUCCAGUGAGAACAGACGGUUUGCCUCGAAGCACAGCAGGAAAGGUUAA